Amaranthus tricolor (Joseph's coat) is the source of this 4530-nucleotide messenger RNA. RefSeq lists its product as uncharacterized. Gene Ontology annotation, biological process: DNA integration. Gene Ontology annotation, molecular function: nucleic acid binding; RNA-DNA hybrid ribonuclease activity. The transcript is spliced from 9 exons. The coding region runs from base 1 to 4530 and encodes 1509 amino acids. Lineage: Eukaryota; Viridiplantae; Streptophyta; Magnoliopsida; Caryophyllales; Amaranthaceae. The record is from RefSeq and is a predicted model, not a curated record.
AUGCUAGCACGAAAUCUCACGGCCGCGUUCUCUGAACAACUUCGUGCCGUCAUAAACAAUACCCCUACUCAGCAACGAGUACUGGAAGAUAUGGCUGCACAGAUAAAAAGCCUGGAGGAACGAAUCGAGCCCCAUCCUGAGAUACCAAAAUCCCAUGAAUCUCAAGAAGGGAACUCAAGGACCUCCCACUCCAGUAGACGCAAUAAGAACAGGCGGGAAAGGUCCAAAACUUACCCACAUCCUGGCAAGACAGAUACACGAGAUGGCGACUCCAAAACCGCCACUCCGGAUGCUCGAACUUUCCUAGAGAGCAAAAAACGAAGGACGUCCGAGAGCGUCCAGUCCCUGGUAGAUAAAAGGAGGGAGGAAAGAAAGAAGGCGGAACUCGCUGGAUCUAGCCGCCCCCUCAUUUCCGCCACCAUGCCGCGGAAUGAGGCCACCAAGAGUGUCCUCCCCGAAGAGCCCAUAUCAUUAGUCUCUCCCCUGGCCAUGGAGAUACUGAAUACUCCCAACCCCGAGAAAAUAAAAGUGCCAAACAUGGCUGCUUUCGAUGGCACGUCAUGCCCACAAGAGCACCUGACGGCAUAUAAAAAUCUCAUGCUGUUGUACACCACCAACUCAUCGUCAUGGUCCUCAAAAAGGCAGGAGAAAUCAAACUUCCACCUGCUUAGUGUCACUCAGUUGGAAGGGGAAUCCAUAUCCUCUUAUCUCAAGAAAUUCCAUGAGGCAGUGCUGGAAUUCCAGUUGGUUGAAAGUCAAGUAAAAACGUAUGCAGAGGCCAUGAAACAAUGCCAAAGCUACGUCACGGCCUCGGAGAUAUGUCAAGCCCAUGACCCGAAACGGCGGAAAUCCGAAAAGAAGGAAGCCGGGUCCUCUCUUCAAUCCACACGACGCAGAGAGGAACAUUCUCCGAGGGAGAGAAAUUACAUGCCGCGUCGUCCUGGGCCACCAUCUGAUAUGGGACCUCCACGGGCCAGACAGGUAUAUGUUGCAGGAGGAGAGACCAGGACGCGGAAUCUGGGGGACGGAGGCUACGACCCAAUGUUCAAUCGAAACAGGAGGGACAUUUUCUUUGCUGUUCGAGGUCAAUUACCGGCUCCACCUCCUGUCACCACCCCCUCUGAUAGAUCCCCAAAGAGGAACGAAGCCCGACAUGAAAGUUCCGACACUCAAGGAACUAUCAACAUGAUUUUUGGGGGAUACACUGAGGAAUAUCCCACCAUCCGGGCUGCAAAGAACAGUGUCCACACUUUGCUGAAGGGGCCUCCCAAAGCCUCAUCUAAGGGACCGGUCAUGAAGUUCGAUGCCACGACCUCUCAACCGCUGCAACAACCUCAUACCGACCCUCUGGUGGUCACUCUUAAAAUCGGCCAAAUGAAGGUCAGACGGGUGCUGGUAGAUACGGGAAGCACGGCCGAUCUUAUCACAAUGGAGUGCUUGAGACAAAUGAAGUUCGAGGAAAAGCACUUGCAACCCCUAGACAAACCCCUGAUUGGGUUUGGAGGAAGUCAGGUCAUCCCGUUGGGCACAAUCAUUCUCCCCGUACGGGUAGGGGAGAAAAAUGAAAGCCGUACCAUGCCCAUACGGUUCACAGUGGUAGAUCUCAACUUUCCCUACAAUGCCAUCAUGGGGCUCCCACUCAUUAACAAGAUCAAGGCAGCCAUCUUUCCCCAUCAACUCCUGCUGCAAUUCGAAACAGAUAACGGGCAAGUGGGCAUUCUGAAAGGAGACCAGGUGACGGCUCGCCAAUGCCUCGUCAACACCCUAAAGCACAGGCCUUCCGAGACACCUGCAAAGAGAAAGAGGGAAGACAAGGUCCCAGCUGUCAUGAGCGUGUACAGGGAAAAUCCCAACACGCAUGAAAGGCCCCGCCCCAUAGAACGAUAUGAGGAAGUGAACAUGUUCGAGGGGAAACAAAUCAAGAUAGGGAAAGAUCUUCCUGACACGGUCAAUGUCGCGUGUCAUAAACUUGACAUCAAACCAGGCUAUAAACCCGUAAAACAAAAGCUGCGACAUCAAGGAAAAGAGCGGACUGAGGCCGCCAAGGAAGAAGUUGAGAAGUUGCUGAAAGCCGGAUUUAUCAAAGAGUGCCGAUACUCAGAGUGGCUAUCCAACGUUGUUCUGGUAAAAAAACCAAAUGGCAAAUGGAGGAUGUGUGUCGACUUCACAGACCUGAAUAAGGCAUGCCCCAAAGACGAUUAUCCACUUCCAAAGAUAGAUCGUCUGGUCGACUCCACAGCAGGCCAUGCAUUAUUAAGCUUCAUGGAUGCCAACGCCGGCUAUCAUCAGAUCCCAUUGGCCACCGAAGAUCAACCGCACACGGCCUUCAUUACUAGCACGGGGGUCUAUUGCUACAAGAGCAAACAAGCAGGUCAGCAUGCCGCGGACUUACGAGAAACCUUCCUUACCUUGCAAAAACACCAGAUGAAACUCAAUCCCGACAAGUGCGUGUUUGGAGUUACCGGAGGAAAGUGCCUCGGCUUUCUGGUAGACGAGCGGGGCAUUGAAGCAAAUCUCGAUAAGAUCCGGGCCAUACAGAACAUGAGAUCCCCCACCUCAGUAAAAGAAGUACAAAAGCUCACGGGGUGCAUAGCCGCUCUCGGAAGAUUCCUUUCCAAGUCUGCAGAUAAAUGUUCCCCCUUCUUUAAGACAAUAAAACAACAGAAGUUUGAAUGGACAGCAGAGGCAGAAGAGUCCUUUCGCCAACUCAAGGAGCACCUGUCCACAUUGCCGAAACUAGUUUCUCCCAUCAAAGGGGAGAAACUAGUCCUAUAUGUUUCUGUAUCUGAGUACUCGUUAUCCGGUGUACUGGUUGCGGAAAGGGAAAAGAAACAGCUCCCCAUAUACUACGUGAGUCAUGUAUUCCGCGGCUCGGAGGGAAACUACGGUGAAGUUGAGAAAGUCAUAUUCGCAAUCGUGAUGGCAAGCAGAAAAUUGAAGCCCUACUUCCAAUCCCACCAGAUCAUCAUCCGGACUGAUCAACCCUUGAAAAAGAUAUUGGAAGGAAAAAACAAGUCAAGCCGCGUCACAGAUUGGGAGUGGAAGUUGUAUGUGGAUGGGUCCUCAACACAAUCAGCUAGUGGAGCUGGACUCCUCAUCAUGUCUUCCGCAGGGGUCCGUAUGGAAAGGGCAGUCAGGUUCGAGUUCGCAGCAUCUAACAACGAGGCCGAAUAUGAAGCAUUAUUGAUGGGAUUGAGAAUUUGCUACGAAUCGGGAGCCAAAAACUUGUCCGCCUUCUCUGACUCCCAAUUGAUCGUGGGACAAGUCAACGGGGAAUUCGAAGCUAAGGAUGAUAGCAUGAAGAUGUAUUUGCAGCAGGUAAAAGAAUUUGUUCAAAAAUUCGACAAGUUCACAUUGGAGCACAUUCCAAGAUCCCAGAAUGCCCAAGCUGAUUCCCUAGCAAAGCUGGCCAGCUCAGCAGAGACAUCCGCGGCUCGAGACAUUAUCUGGGAAGUACUUCCUAACCCCAGCAUCAACUUCAUGGUCAACAGCAUCGACAGAUCAGAUACAUGGAUGGAGCCGUACAUCGAAUAUUUGCGAAAUCAGACGCUUCCCCAAGAUAAAAGCCAGGCCAAUAUGCUCCAGAAGAAAGCAAGAUGGUUCGAACUCCACGAAGGAACGCUCUACAAGAAGUCGUACACACACCCCCUCCUGAAAUGUGUAUCCCCUGAAGAAGGAAACUAUAUCCUUCGCGAAAUACAUGAAGGAGGAUGCGGUGUACAUCAGGGAGUGCGAACUGUCAUCGGGAAAGUCCUGAGAAGCGGAUACUAUUGGCCCUCACUCCGAGAAGACGCGGAGUACUUGAUCAAGAGAUGUCCUGAAUGCCAAUACCACUCCAAGAUAGGAAGGAAGCCGUCUAAUUACUUGACUGCCAUACAAGCCGUUUUGCCUUUCGACAAAUGGGGCAUGGAUCUUCUUGGUCCCUUCCCUCCGGCAAAAGGGCAACGCAAAUUCAUCAUUGUGGCCAUUGAUUACUUUACAAAGUACGUAGAAGCAGAAGCCCUUAGCUCAAUCACGGACAAACAAGUUUGUCAAUUUAUAUGGCGGAAUAUCAUCACAAGGUACGGCAUUCCUCGGGUGAACAUAACAGAUAAUGGAAGGCAGUUUGUCAGCAAGAACACCAUCGAGUAUUGCGACAAGUUUAACAUCCAGAUCAGAUUCAGCUCGGUGUCCAGGCCACAAACCAAUGGUCAAGUAGAGUCCGCAAACAAAGAAAUCCUGAACGGCAUUAAAAAGAAGAUAGAGGGGGUUAAAGGCAAUUGGGAUGAAGAACUACCAGGCAUCUUAUGGGCAAGUCGAACAACCGUUAAAGAAGUAACGGGGCAUACACCUUUCUCUUUAGUAUAUGGAUCUGAAGCCGUGCUCCCCGUUGAAAUAGGCGUACCCUCCACAAGGGUUUCAUUUUCAGAAUAUCCGGCUCUUAUGUUUGCAAAUCUUAUUAAAUCAUCGGACCCACAGAUUGGGGUUCCUAAGUUCGAAAAUCUGAGAUGUUUCCUAACUGGAACAUCGAUAAGUCGGACCCCCAGAUAG